CGUCUGAAAACCCACGACGAACGCUGCCCUCCCUCUCUCGCCCUCCCUUCCUCAAGGAAGGAAGCAAGAGAGAGACCAUUCGCGCGCUUUCCCACCGCCAUACGCGAUUCUCUCUCUUUCUUUCUAAACCUAUCUCUCCACUAUAAAAGCGGUGCUCCACUUUGCCCACUUCAAUUCCUCUUUAUUCUCCGCGUCUCUCACGCGAUCCGAUCCCCUUCUCUUUCUCUCUCUCUCUCUCUCUCUCUCUAGAGCGAGCUAUGAGUUCGGCGAGCAAUCCCAAACCGGUGGUCACCGGCUACCCGGCCGCUGCCGCCCCGUCCCCCGCCGGCGGAGCCGCCUACCCCUAUCCCGCUCCGCCGCCUCACGCCGCCCCCUACUAUCCCGCCCCCUACCCCAACGGGGCCGCGCCGCCCCCGGCUUCCUACGGCGCCCCCUUCCGCCCCAACACCCUCUUCCUCCGCCGCCUCCUCGCCGUCGCCAUCGCCUUCUUCCUCCUCAUCGGGCUCGUCAUCCUCAUCCUGUGGCUCGUCCUCCGCCCCCGCCUCCCCGUCUUCGCCGUCUCCUCCGCCUCCGUCUCCGCCUUCAACCUCUCCGCCCCCCAGCAGCUCCUUUCCUCCGACUUCGACCUCGCCCUCUCCGUCAGCAACCCUAACCACAAGAUGGGCAUCUACUACGACCGUCUCGUCGCCGCUGUCCUGUACGGAUCCGACACCAUCGCCGAGACCAACCUUCCGCCCUUCUACCAGGGCAAGGGGAACGCCACCACCAUCCGGGCGCGCCUGGUGGCGGCGGCGGAGUACGUCGAUGCCGACGUCGCCAAGGGGAUCACCGCCGAUCGCGGCCGUGGCGACGGCACCGUCAACUUCUACGUCAGGGUUUUGGCCUUGGUUAGGUUCAGGGCCAGGGCGUGGAGGACGAGGUGGCACGUCAUGAGAGUCUACUGCGAUCACGUCCCCGUCGGGUUCAAGAACGGGACGGCUACUGUCGGAUCAUUGGUGGCCCCACCGAAGCAGUGCCAGGUUAAUCUCUGAGUACGUAUAUCGAUAUAUUCGUCUUCUUUUCCUCGCAUUACCGCCUGGUGGUGAUACAGUGAAGGGAAGUAAGCUUGUAAUUAGAUGUGGUCUGGAUGCUAACCGAUAUUUCAACAUAUGGUACUCUUAAAACUAUAUUUUGACAUUGAUAAUGCUCGGGUAAAGAUAGAUUUUAAUAUGGUUAUUGGUUAGAGCUACA
Molecule: messenger RNA, 1230 nt
Organism: Phoenix dactylifera (date palm)
Lineage: Eukaryota; Viridiplantae; Streptophyta; Magnoliopsida; Arecales; Arecaceae
Product: NDR1/HIN1-like protein 1
Biological process (GO): defense response to other organism
Cellular component (GO): plasma membrane
Source: RefSeq, a predicted model, not a curated record